This is a messenger RNA of Nyctereutes procyonoides (raccoon dog), 1830 nucleotides long. It is a transcript of the gene PKD2L2, whose product is annotated as polycystin 2 like 2, transient receptor potential cation channel. Gene Ontology annotation, biological process: detection of mechanical stimulus. Gene Ontology annotation, molecular function: calcium ion binding; calcium channel activity. The transcript is spliced from 14 exons. Gene Ontology annotation, cellular component: membrane. The record is from RefSeq and is a predicted model, not a curated record. The coding region runs from base 1 to 1830 and encodes 609 amino acids. Lineage: Eukaryota; Metazoa; Chordata; Mammalia; Carnivora; Canidae.
AUGGCGGAGGCGUCGAGGUGGCACCGAGGUGGGACUCCGAAACCUAAGCUGCAUUACAGAAAGGAAGUAGAAAUUAGAACCACACUUCAGGAGUUGGCACUCUACUUUAUUUUUUUAAUAAACCUAUGUAUAUUGACUUUUGGGAUGGUAAACCCACAUAUGUAUUACUUAAACAAAGUUAUGUCAUCUUUAUUUUUGGACACUUCUGUGCCUGGUGAUGAAAGAACCAACUUUAAAUCUAUACGCAGCAUAACUGAUUUUUGGAAGUUUAUGGAAGGACCCCUUUUGGAAGGUCUAUACUGGGACUCAUGGUACACUAACAAGACGUUGUAUGAUUUAAAGAACAGCAGUCGCAUCUACUAUGAGAACAUACUUUUAGGAGUCCCCAGAGUCCGUCAACUAAAAGUCCGCAACAACACAUGCAAAGUCUAUUCAUCUUUUCAGUCUUUGAUGAAUGAAUGUUAUGACAAAUAUACUUCUAAAAGUGAAGACAUGGAUGAAUUUGGCCUUAAACAGGAAACUGAAUGGAAGUAUGCUGCUCCUACUAGUUCCUCCCCUUGGCACUGGGGAUUUGUUGGUGUUUACCAAAAUGGGGGAUUUAUUUUCACUUUAUCAAAAUCAAAAUCUGAAACAAAAAACAAGUUCGUUGACCUUAAACUGAACAGCUGGAUCACAAGAGGGACUAGAGUUAUUUUUAUUGAUUUUUCAUUAUACAAUGCUAAUGUAAACCUGUUUUGCAUUAUCAGAUUGGCGGCAGAAUUCCCGGCAACCGGAGGAAUAAUUACUUCCUGGCAGUUUUACUCUGUGAAGCUCCUCAGAUACGUUAGCUACUAUGAUUAUAUCAUUGCUUCCUGUGAAAUCACAUUUUGUAUUUUUCUUAUUGUCUUCACAACACAAGAAGCCCAAAAAAUAAGAGAAUUUAAGUCUGCCUAUUUCAAAAGUGUUUGGAACUGGCUAGAAUUACUACUCUUGGUGUUGUGCUUUGUGACUGUUACCUUCAACAUAUACUGUAAUGUACAAAUUUUUCUCUUACUUGGAGACCUGUUAAAAAAUACUGAAAAAUAUUCAGACUUCUAUUUUCUUGCAUAUUGGCACACUUAUUACAACAAUGUAAUUGCUAUCACCAUCUUUUUUGCAUGGAUAAAGAUAUUCAAAUUUAUAAGCUUUAAUAAGACAAUGUCUCAGCUGUCAUCAACCUUGUCUCGCUGUCUCAAAGACAUAGUAGGAUUUGCCAUCAUGUUUUUUAUAAUAUUCUUUGCUUAUGCUCAGUUAGGAUUUCUCGUUUUUGGAUCACAAGUUGACGACUUUUCCACUUUUCAAAAUGCCAUAUUUGCACAAUUUCGAAUUGUUCUUGGAGAUUUUAAUUUUGCUGGUAUUCAGCAAGCCAAUCGUAUCCUGGGACCCAUUUACUUCAUCACUUUCAUCUUUUUUGUGUUCUUUGUCCUGCUGAACAUGUUCUUGGCAAUUAUUAAUGAUACCUAUUCUGAAGUGAAAGCUGAUUAUUCAAUAGGCAGACGACCAGAUUUUGAACUUGGUAAAAUGAUUAAAAAGAGUUACAACAAUGCUCUUGAAAAGCUCAGACUAAAGAAACCUGAACAGGAUGAAGACAUAAGUAUGAAAGGAGAUUUGGCUGAGCAAGCCAGAAGAGAAGGCUUUGAUGAAAAUGAGAUCCAAAGUGCAGAGCAGAUGAAAAAGUGGAAAGAGAGGCUUGAGAAAAAGUACUAUUCCACAGAAAUUCAAGAUGACUACCAGCCUGUAACUCAACAAGAAUUUCGAGAUGGCACCACAACCAAGUACAAAAUGAUACUCCCGGAGUGCCUGACAAAAUGA